GAAAAGUCAAUCUCUCUCAGAAUUAAGCUUAACUAUUUUAAUUCUCACUUCACUUUCUGGAUAAUUCUAAAGUCGUAUUUCUUGUAAAAUUAAUAAAAGAAAAAAAAAAAUGGUGACGCUUCUGAGUUAUGCAUAUAAUUAAGAUGGUAAUUAAGCUAGUUAAUUACUUCCUGUUCUAGUAAUCAAGAAUCUAGAGUUUUGCUUAGCCUCAAAACUGAAAUAGUGAAAUGACGAAAGACUUGAUUUUUGCCUUUCUAAUUUGUAUUUCUCUCUUCGCACUUGAUGCCAACGCCCAAAUUGAUCAAUCAGGAUUCAUAAGCAUAGAUUGUGGAACUCCUCAAGGUCCCAACUACAUGGAUGCAGCUACCGGACUACACUAUGUACCGGAUUCAGGGUUCAUGGAUACAGGUGUUAAUGGUACUAUCUCGACCGAGUUUCAGGCUAAUGGCCUGGAACAACAGUUGUUCACCCUCACAAGUUUUCCUCAAGGAAUAAGAAAUUGCUACACUAUUAGAUUUUCUCAAGGAAAAGGAAAGAAAUACCUGAUCAGGACAAGAUUUUUGUACGGAAAUUAUGACGGGAAAAGUCAACCACCAAAUUUCGAUCUUCAUCUUGGAGUUGACUUUUGGGACACGAUUAAAAUCGACAAUGCUUCAAGUCCGUUACUUAGAGAGAUCAUACACAUUCUCUCAUCGGAUUUUGUACAUGUGUGUCUAGUAAAUACUGGGCGAGGAACACCAUUUAUUUCCACACUUGAACUGAGACUCUUGAACUCAAGCAUGUACGAGACCAAAUCCGGGUCACUACAGAAUGUCAUGCGCCUUGAUCUUGGAUCAACAUCCUCUCAAUUAGUUAGGUACCAAGAUGACAUAUACGACCGCUUAUGGUUUCCAUAUAAUAACGUGGAAAACACGGUGCCAUUGAGUACAUCUUUACCCAUAGAUAACACCUUGGAGCAUGGCAACGCUUAUCGACCACCACCAAAGGUGCUGAGCACAGCAAUAGCGGGCGAAAAUGGAAUAUCAUUUUCGUGGGAACCUGCAAAUGCAACAGACGAGCAAUAUAUCUACCUGCACUUUGCGGAGAUUGAAGCCGACCAUGUGAAUAGGCAAUUCAACAUAUAUGUUAAUGGAAAAUUAUUUGAUGAACCAUUAGCUCCGGACUAUUUGUCCUCAACCACAGUUUUUUCAACAUCACCUCUAACGCCAAGAGCCAAGUACCAAAUCACCCUCAAUAAAACGGGAAAUUCAAUUCGUCCCCCCACCAUCAAUGCCCUUGAGAUUUAUAAAGUGGUCAGGCAAUUCAUAACCUCUCAAACGUAUGACCUGGAUGUUGAGGCUAUUAUGAAUGUCAAAUCGACGUAUGGAGUUAAAAAGAACUGGCAAGGAGAUCCGUGCGGCUCUGAAGAUGAUACUUGGAAUGGCGUCACAUGCAAAUAUGAUGUGAAUCCUCCAAGAGUUAUAUCCUUAAACUUAUCUUCAAGUGAAUUACAUGGGACUAUAUCGCCUUAUAUUACAAAUCUCACAAAGCUAGAGUCGCUGGACUUGUCAAACAAUAAACUGACAGGGGAGGUGCCUGCCUUUCUGUCUCACCUAGCCUUCUUACGAGUCCUAGACUUGAAAGGAAACAGUUUCUCCGGUCAAAUGCCUGAAGAGUUGCUGGCAAAAUCAAGAAAUCGAUCUCUCUUGUUGAGCUACGAUGAAGGUGGUGACAAAUUUGGGAAGAAAAAGAAGCUUAGUGCUGGAGCACUGGCAUCAAUUGUUAUAUCCGUGGUGGUCUUGGGCCUCUUGGCUUUAAUAGUACUUUUUUGGAUGAUCCGAAAGAAAAACCAGCAAGCUGGGAAGAUCACUGAAACGGAGAGAAAACCGAGUCCAAAUAUUGCAUUGGAGUUGAAAAGCCGGCAGUUCACAUACUCAGAGGUCUUACCCAUGACAAAUAACUUCCAGAAAGUCCUUGGAAAAGGAGGUUUUGGUACAGUUUAUCUUGGCUAUGUCGAUAACCGUGACGUGGCUGUUAAGAUGCUAUCCCCAUCUUCUGCUCAAGGGUUUAAGGAGUUCCGUGCUGAGGCAAGUCUCCUGAUGAGCAUUCAUCAUAAGAACUUGAUAUCUAUAGUUGGGUAUUGCGUUGAGGGAACUCAUAUUGGUAUCAUUUACGAAUACAUGCCCAAUCGAAGCUUAGACAUGCAACUAUCAGAUAAAAAUCCAAAACCUUUAACGUGGGAGGAAAGACUUCAAAUAGCGCUGGAUGCAGCACAAGGAUUGGAGUAUCUACAUCACGGUUGCCAGCCACCAAUAAUACACAGAGAUAUCAAGUCUAGCAAUAUUCUGUUAGAUGAUAAAUUCCAAGCAAAGCUUGCUGAUUUUGGUUUGUCAAGGAUUUUGCCAACUGGAGAGGGAGGUCAUGUUACCACCAUAAUCGCGGGUAGUCCAGGCUACCUUGACCCUGAGUACUAUAGAUCAAAUAAGCUUACGGAAAAGAGUGAUGUGUACAGUUUCGGUGUUGUUCUGUUGGAAAUAGUAACAGGCCGGCAUUUACUUGGAAAACAAGACAAGAUUUAUGUAGUAACGUGGGUCAAUGACAUGCUUGAGAAAGGAGAUGUUUCAAAAGUCAUCGAUACAAGAUUACAAGGAGAGGUUGAUGUCAAAUCAUCGAGGAAAGUUGUGGAAUUGGCAAUGGCUUGUGUUUCUCUAGAUUCGAGAAGAAGACCAGAUAUGUCUGUCAUAGUCUCUAUACUAAAGCAAUGUUUAAGAGAGAUAAUUGACUAUGAUUCGAACUGAAGAACACGGUGGCUUUGAAUUUGGACUAGGGCAGCCAUCCUAAGUUGAGAUGACCGUGUGUUUACAUAAAGACAAACAGCAAUACGUAGUUUCAUUUCACGAUAUUUAUGUACAAACACAAUACUCAGUGAGUGCAGAGUGCUGUCACAUUCAUCAUUUCAUUGGGUCUUUUGUGAUAAUGGAAGUGGACUUGGUAUUACUAUGUAUGUAGGAGAAAAAUCAACUCGAUAUAUAAAGAUCGGGUCAAUGAUGGUGAAUGCAUAUGCCUUUGUUGUUGAAACUAGAAAAUGAAUACAUCUGCAACUUUGUACAAGCCCUCCAUUUUUUAGGUGUUUUGGUAUU
Capsicum annuum is the source of this 3119-nucleotide messenger RNA. Its product is annotated as senescence-induced receptor-like serine/threonine-protein kinase. The record is from RefSeq and is a predicted model, not a curated record. Gene Ontology annotation, biological process: protein phosphorylation. NCBI's taxonomy places the organism in Eukaryota, Viridiplantae, Streptophyta, Magnoliopsida, Solanales, Solanaceae. Gene Ontology annotation, molecular function: protein binding; protein kinase activity; ATP binding.